AGAUUCCGCAUAGCGCUGCGCAACGUGACCGCUACCGACGACGUCGUGGACAACGCCUGCCGACUGCUGCAGGAGAAUGGCUUCAUCAACUACUACGGGCUACAGCGCUUCGGGACUCGUGUGGAUACGCCCACUUAUGAAAUCGGACGAAAACUGCUGCAAGGGAAUUUCAGAGAAGCAAUAAACUCCCUUCUGGAAGAGCGCGAAGGCAUGCUUCAGCCGGCGCUACAACGAUACCACGAAGCCGGACCCAUCGCAGCACUCCAAGCGCUUCCACGAGGCAUGUCUGGCAGCGCGCACGUCGAGACGCGCCUCAUACGUGCCCUCGCCAAAGCGCCUAAUGAUCUGGUGGGCGCGCUGUCCAAGCUGGCGCGAAACACUCGCUUACUGUACCUGCACUCGUACCAGUCGCUAGUGUGGAACCGCGCCGUGUCCGAACGUAUCCAGCGACUCGGCCUCCGCCCCGCGGAAGGAGACUUGGUGCCCGCGGGCAGCGAGACGCACAUAGUCACAGAAGAGAUGAACGACGGCGAGUUCGAAGAUGAAGAUAACAAUGAGAAUGAAUCUGAUGCUGACACCAAUGACGCCUCCGAAGUGCCUGCGGAAAACGAUAACGACAGCUCGGACAAGAGAGACAAGGACAAAAAUAACGAUGAGAAACCAAAGGUCCCUGUCAAAGUGCUGACCAAGGAAGAGGCGGAGAGCGGGCAGUACACGAUAUUCGACGUUAUAAUGCCGCUGCCAGGGUACAAUAUCGACUAUCCGCCCAACAUGAAGGACUUCUAUGAAGAGGAGAUGGCGAAAGACAACUUGAAGCUGGAUCUGAGGCAUAAAGUCAAGUGCUACAGCAUGUCUGGCGCGUACCGGCACGUGGCGGUGCGUCCGUUUGAUGUGAGCUGGCGCAGCGUGCGCUACUCGCAGCCCUACGCCGACCUGCUGCGCUCCGACCGCGACCAGCUCACCGGCCGCGAGCUCACCGGCAUCAUCGAAGACGGCAAAUACAAAGCGUUGCUCCUAGAAAUGUCUCUGCCGGCGAGCUGUUACGCCACCAUGGCUUUGCGGGAACUCCUCAAAGUAGACACGUCUUGCGAUUACCAGGCGAUGCAGAACAACUAUCACAGACGCAAGAAAUCCAAGGAUAAGACCGGGGAAGCGGGAGAUGAAAAUUCAGAGAAUAACUCAGAAGCCAAUGACAGCCUCAAUAUGAGCGGGGAGAACUCAGAAGUGAGCAGACAAGAAAAUGCAGAAGUUACUGGAGAUGUAAUGCCCGAAGCGAGCGGGGAUGAAUCAUUAAAAAGAAAAAUGGAUGACUAUGUAGAUGUAGCGUUGAAGAAAGUUAAAACAGAGAUUGAAUAAUAAAGUGUUUUACGUA
Molecule: messenger RNA, 1372 nt
Organism: Ostrinia furnacalis (Asian corn borer)
Lineage: Eukaryota; Metazoa; Arthropoda; Insecta; Lepidoptera; Crambidae
Product: pseudouridylate synthase 7 homolog
Exons: 7
Biological process (GO): pseudouridine synthesis
Cellular component (GO): nucleus
Molecular function (GO): pseudouridine synthase activity; RNA binding
Source: RefSeq, a predicted model, not a curated record